UUCCACUAGGCCACGCUGCUUCUCUUUGUCCACAGAGCGGGUGCGCGCGGGGAGCCCGGCAUGAAGCUGAAGAAGCAGGUGACGGUGUGUGGGGCCGCCAUCUUCUGCGUGGCCGUCUUCUCCCUCUACCUCAUGCUGGACCGGGUGCAGCAUGACCCCGCUCGGCACCAGAACGGCGGCAACUUCCCCCGACAGAGCCAGAUCUCGGUGCUGCAGAACCGCAUCGAGCAGCUGGAGCAGCUGCUGGAGGAAAACCACGAGAUCAUCAGCCACAUCAAGGACUCGGUGCUGGAGCUGACGGCCAACGCCGAGGACCCCCCGGCCCAGCCCCCGGUCCAGCCCCCCGCCCGGCCGCCCUUCCGCGUGCUCAACGGCUCCUGGGGGCUGCCGCCCGAGCCCCGGCCCAGCUUCCUCUCCAUCGCCCCCCAGGACUGCCAGUUCGCCCUGGGGGGCCGGGGCCCGAAGGCGGAGCUGCAGAUGCUGGCCGUGUCGGAGGAGCUGCCCUUUGACAACGUGGACGGGGGCGUGUGGAAGCAGGGCUUCGACAUCCCGUACAGCCCCCACGACUGGGACUCUGAGAUCCUGCAGGUGUUCGUGGUGCCCCACUCGCACAAUGACCCAGGCUGGAUCAAGACCUUCGACAAGUACUACGUGGAGCAGACCCAGCACAUCCUGAACAGCAUGGUGCUCAAGCUUCAGGAGGAUCCCCGCCGACGCUUCCUCUGGGCAGAGGUGUCCUUCUUCGCCAAGUGGUGGGACAAUAUCAACGCGCAGAAGCGGGCGGCCGUGCGCAGACUGGUGGGGAACGGUCAGCUGGAGAUGGCCACCGGAGGCUGGGUCAUGCCGGACGAAGCCAACUCCCACUACUUUGCGCUCAUCGACCAACUCAUCGAGGGACACCAGUGGCUCGAGAAGAACCUGGGAGUGACCCCUCGGUCCGGCUGGGCCGUGGACCCCUUCGGACACAGCUCGACCAUGCCCUACCUGCUGCGCCGCUCCAACCUGACCAGCAUGCUCAUCCAGAGGGUCCACUACGCUGUCAAGAAGCACUUCGCCGCCACCCACAGCCUGGAGUUCAUGUGGCGACAGACGUGGGACCCAGACUCCGGCACGGACAUCUUCUGCCACAUGAUGCCCUUCUACAGCUACGACGUGCCCCACACCUGCGGCCCCGACCCGAAGAUCUGCUGCCAGUUUGACUUCAAGAGGCUGCCCGGCGGGCGGAUCAACUGCCCGUGGAAGGUGCCGCCCCGGGCCAUCACAGAGGCCAAUGUGGCGGAGAGGGCGGCCCUGCUCCUGGACCAGUACCGCAAGAAGUCCCGGCUGUUCCGCAGUAACGUGCUGCUGGUGCCGCUGGGGGACGACUUCCGCUACGACAAGCCCCAGGAGUGGGACGCCCAGUUCUUCAACUACCAGCGCCUCUUCGACUUCCUCAACGGACAGCCCGGCCUCCGUGUCCAGGCCCAGUUCGGCACGCUGUCCGACUACUUCGACGCUCUGUACAAGAGGACUGGGGUGGAGCCCGGAGCCCGGCCCCCCGGCUUCCCCGUGCUGAGCGGGGAUUUCUUCUCCUACGCUGACCGGGAGGACCACUACUGGACCGGCUACUACACCUCGCGGCCCUUCUACAAGAGCCUGGACCGCGUGCUGGAGGCUCACCUGCGGGGGGCGGAGAUCCUGUUCAGCCUGGCCAGCGCCUACGCCCGACGCUCGGGCCCCGCCGGUAGCCGCUACCCGCUGUCCGACUACGCCUCGCUGACCGACGCCCGGCGUGCCCUGGGGCUCUUCCAGCAUCACGACGCCAUCACGGGCACCGCCAAGGAGGCUGUGGCGGCCGACUACGGCGUCAGGCUCCUGCGCGCCCUGGUCAGUCUCAAACGGGUCAUCGUCAAUGCCGCCCAUUACCUGGUGCUGGCGGACAAAGACACGUACCACUUCGACCCGGACGUGCCCUUCCUCAGCUCGGACGACACCCGCUCGAACCACGACGCUCUGCCCGAGAGGACCGUGAUCCGCCUCGACUCUGCCCCGCGGUUUGUGGUGCUGUUCAACCCGCUGGACCAGGAGCGUCUGUGCCUGGUGUCUCUGCUCGUGACCUCCCCCUAUGUACGGGUCCUGUCCGAGGACGGCCGGCCCUUGGCAGUCCAGCUCAGCGCCCACUGGGCCUCGGCCACCAACAUGGUGCCCGGCAUCUACCAGGUAUCCGUGCCAGCCCGCCUGCCCGCCCUGGGCCUCAGCGUCCUGCAGCUGCUCCCGGGCAGAGACGGACAGCGCACACUGCCCUCGUCGGUGCACGUCUACCUGCAUGGCCGCCGGCUGCCGGUCAGCGACCACGAGGCCUUCUCGGUCAGGGUCAGCGAGGCCGCGGACGGCGAUUUCGCCCUGAGCAACCGCUACAUGCAGGUCUGGUUCUCCGGACGCACCGGGCUCCUGAAGAGCGUCAGACGACUGGACGAGGAGCGGGAGCAGCGGGUGGGCGUGGAGUUGGUCGUGUACGGCACCCGCGCCUCCAAGGACAAGAGCGGGGCCUACCUCUUCCUCCCCGACGGCGAGGCCAAGCCCUACACCCCCAAGGAUCCCCCCGUGCUGCGGGUGACCGAGGGCCCCUUCUUCUCCGAGGUGGCCGCCUACUACCAGCACGUGCAGCAGGCGGUCCGGCUCUACAACCUGCCAGGGCCGGAGGGACUGUCCCUAGACGUCUCCUUCCUGGUGGACAUCCGCGACCACGUCAACAAGGAGCUGGCCCUGCGCAUCCAGACGGACAUCGAGAGCGACGGAGCCUUCUUCACCGACCUCAAUGGCUUCCAGGUGCAGCCCCGCCGAUACCUGAAGAAGCUGCCCCUCCAGGCCAACUUCUACCCCAUGCCCGUGAUGGCCUACAUCCAGGACCGUCACAACCGCCUCACCCUGCACACCGCCCAGGCCCUCGGGGUGUCCAGCCUGGCCAGCGGCCAGCUGGAGGUAAUCCUGGAUCGGCGGCUGAUGCAGGACGAUAACCGGGGUCUGGGCCAGGGCCUGAAGGACAACAAGCCCACCUGCAACCGCUUCCGCCUGCUGCUGGAGCGCCGCACGGCCUCUGCCAAGUCCCCCGGCUUUCUCUCCCACCUGGCCUGCAUGCUCAGGAGUCUGGCCUCUCGCGGCAGCUGCGGCCAAGAGGUGUCAGACAGCCGCCCCACCAGCUUCCCGUCUCUGCUGAGCCACCUGAGCUCCAUGCACCUGAACACUCCGGUGCUGGCCCUGCCCGUGGCCGCGGAUCGGCCGGCCGGCUCCACCCUGCGCUCCUUCCACCCCUUCACCUCCGCCCUACCCUGCGACGUGCACCUGCUCAACCUGAGAACUCUCCAGGGCGAGGACGACACCCUGCCCUCCACCGACGCCGCCCUCAUCCUCCACCGCAAGGGCUUCGACUGCGGGCUGGAGGCCAAGAACCUGGGCUUCAACUGCACCACGAGCCAGGGCAAGGUGGCCCUGGGGAGCCUGUUCCGAGGCUUGGACGUGACCUCCCUGCAGCCCACCUCGCUGACCCUGCUGUACGCUCUGGCCUCGCCCUCCAACGGCACCGACGUCCACCUGGACCCCAUGGAGAUCGCUACCUUCCGGCUCCGCCUGGGCUAGUGUCCCCCCGGGACCGUCGGGGAUCCCUCCCACGUGGCGAAGAUCGCCGCCCCACCCUGCCGCGGCCGGUGGGCCGGAAGCCCCCCCCCCCCCAGCUUCCCCCCAAGGGACGGGCCGGGCCUUGCCCCCUGUUCUCUGUUUAUUGUUGCUUCGGUGUUGGAGGGCCCCCCGGGGGCCGGGCCCGGGCUUCGGGGGCCGGGGCCGCGGUGGUCGGUCCCUGGGCGGGGGAGCCGCCGGCGUGGCAGUGUGAGGUGUAGGGAUGCAGGAAACGGUGCCCUCCCUUCUGGCUGCUGACUUGCAGUACGAGGAGAUGCCCAGACCAGCAUGGGCUCAGGAAGAGCGGCAGGCCCGAGGACCGCCGCCCCCUGCUUUGGUGGGGCGGGGACUUGAGGGGCGAGGCGGGGCCCGUCCGUCUCUGCUCCUGCCCCCCCCCCCAAGGGCCCCCAGAGGGGAGGGGGCCGUCACGGAGCUCCCCACCACCACCACCACCUUCUGCAAGGCAGAGCUGACCACCUCUCCGGCUCCAAAGGAAACCCCUCGAGAGGGCUCAGUGUGUGUCCAGAGUGGGGCAGGCGUUUGGCACCGGACCUGGGUCUGUGGCAGCCGCUGCUGGUUUCGCCCCCGGGGCCGGGUGCAGAGGAGAGCGGCGGGGAGGACUCUGGGUGGAAAUGGAGGCGGGGACUGUGGCCGUGUGCCCACCACACCCAUGUGAACAAAAUUCCAUUGGAAACUCAA
This is a messenger RNA of Ornithorhynchus anatinus (platypus), 4350 nucleotides long. It is a transcript of the gene MAN2A2, whose product is annotated as mannosidase alpha class 2A member 2. Gene Ontology annotation, molecular function: alpha-mannosidase activity; carbohydrate binding. Lineage: Eukaryota; Metazoa; Chordata; Mammalia; Monotremata; Ornithorhynchidae. The record is from RefSeq and is a predicted model, not a curated record. The transcript has 24 exons. The coding region runs from base 61 to 3615 and encodes 1184 amino acids. Gene Ontology annotation, cellular component: Golgi membrane. Gene Ontology annotation, biological process: protein deglycosylation; mannose metabolic process; N-glycan processing.